AUGCCACACCAGACACGCCAUCUCCUGAUCCUAUCCACCCUCGCACUCCUCGUAGCGACGAGCGAAGCAGUCGCGCACCACCCUCGCGCUCAGCCCACUUCGUCCGUCCGUCUCGCCGAACGAGGGUUCUGGUGUGGUGUGUUGGGACUGGGAUGCUCGGAGAGUAGUGCAGCGCCGAGCGGAGUCAGUGCGACGGCGAGCGGAACGGCGGCGACGGGUUCGGCGGCGAGCGCGAGCGGGACGCUGGUGUCGGCGACGAGCGAUGCGAGCGCUAGUGCGACGUCCGCUUUGACGAGCGCGACGUCGGCCCUCACGAGCAGCGCGUCGAGUACGUCGAUGCCGUCUUCGACGCCGAGCACGCCGAGCAGCACGAGCUCGUCGACGUCCUCGCCGACUUCCUCUCGCACUUCUUCUUCGUCUGCCGUCUCCAUUGUGACAAUCACGUCCGUCGUGACGAACUCGGACGGGUCAAGUUCGACAAUGUUGCAAGAAUCGGCGAGCGCCGUGCCCGUCAAGAACAACACGAGCAGCGGUCCUUCUGGCAAGACGUGGGGCAUCAUUGGCGGUGUCAUCGGAGGCGUCGCCGUGGUCGUUGUCGGCUGCCUCCUCUUCUGGCGCCUAACCCAACGACGUUUCUCCAACCUCGACCACGACAUCGGCGAGAUCAAGUGGCCCGAACUCCAGCCGGACGGGGGCGAGACGAACCUCUCCACGCUUAACCCUCCCGCGACGCGCAAGACGGGCGGUGCGGGGGUGGAGAUGGAGAAGGACCGGGAGUUUGGGUACGAGACGGAUGAGGACGAGUUUGGGAGGCCGCAUGGGACAGCUGGAGGAGCGGAGUGGGACGCUGGAAGUCCGAGGUUGGGCUAUGGCCCGAAUGGGAGCGAGCAGUUCUGUGAGCGUGGAGGGGGACCGAGGGCGCAGAGUCCGUAUGAGCUCGCGUACGCGGGUGCAGGAGCGGGCGCGUACGGCGGGAGCUAUUACGACCCGUACCUUGGUACCCCGGCCCCAUCGCACCUCCCUCCGGGCGCCGCCGCAACCGCCAUCGACCCUUUCGCGAACCCUCCCACAACGAACAACCCUCACCCCUCCGCUCCACCAGCGAUCGUCUAUCCCCCACCCUCGCACCAGCACCCCUCGUACCCGAACCCGUUCGCAAGCAGCGCAGACGACGUACCCCUCACAGCUGCGCAGGUCCCGCGGGCGGGAUCUCCUGCGGUGGCGGCGGGAGGGAUCCCUUACAAUGCGAGGGCAGGCGCGAUGAGUCCCAGUCCGCGGUACUAG
Messenger RNA from Rhodotorula toruloides NP11, 1284 nucleotides. RefSeq lists its product as uncharacterized. NCBI's taxonomy places the organism in Eukaryota, Fungi, Basidiomycota, Microbotryomycetes, Sporidiobolales, Sporidiobolaceae. The coding region runs from base 1 to 1284 and encodes 427 amino acids. The transcript has 4 exons. The record is from RefSeq and is a predicted model, not a curated record.